AUGGUUAAGUGCUACAAUAAGGGGGUGGGGUUUGAGUUAACUGGUACAAACAACGAGGAAAGGAAUUGUCGUCUUCAUCAGGUCGACAAAGAAACAAACGAACAAAAGGAAAAAUCGAGAAUCUCCGAUGUGGCUGGGAGAUCAAGAGAAAGGGCAGGCGUCGACCUCCAGCGACCCUCAUUGGUUCAAUCUCCGUCUGAUCGGGUGGGAACGAAAUCAGCAAAUGAGGUGGUUUGGUGGGAUUUAACAGAUCACAAGGAGCGAAUAGUUGAUCCUCCACAAGCCUUCAUCUUCGCCCUGGUCAUCGUCUUCAUCUUAUUGGAAUGGAAAUCGAAAGAAGUGGUCAAAAGAGGUGGUCUGGUGACUAAAAUCGAUGAAGAAGAAGGGUUGUUGGAUGUUCCGACGGCGUCUGUUCGUUUCCGGCUAACGCGAAAGGGGAAUGGAGGACUUCGGCCCUCAAAUGUUUGA
This is a messenger RNA of Lactuca saligna, 468 nucleotides long. The record is from the annotation of a GenBank genome assembly. NCBI's taxonomy places the organism in Eukaryota, Viridiplantae, Streptophyta, Magnoliopsida, Asterales, Asteraceae.